Suillus discolor is the source of this 591-nucleotide messenger RNA. RefSeq lists its product as uncharacterized. The coding region runs from base 1 to 591 and encodes 196 amino acids. The record is from RefSeq and is a predicted model, not a curated record. NCBI's taxonomy places the organism in Eukaryota, Fungi, Basidiomycota, Agaricomycetes, Boletales, Suillaceae. The transcript is spliced from 5 exons.
AUGAGCCUCCCAAGAGGAGAGCGUCUUAUUAUGCAGCCUGAGAGGAUUGCAAUGCAAUUUGUUCGAGUAGCGCAGCACUUCUUGCUUCCUGCCCACCAUGAUGCAUAUGCCACCCUUUUGGGCAAGCCGAAUGUGAUGGUAGGUAUCUCCCACUUCUUCUCAGCAGAGCAGACCAUGUUGACGGCCAUACCAUUUGUCAUCGAGCGUGUUUUCUUCUCACCUCAAGUCAUAUUUCUCAAUGGCGCACUCUCCACUGCAAGGCCAGAGCUCAUCGUCAUCAAUCAGAACCAUCCUCGAUUCGAGAAUGCUGUGAGAUCAUUGGCAGACGAGUGUGUGCUUCAUGUCUACAAGGCCGUUUUCUACAACAUUCCAGUACAAGUCAAACCCUCUCAAAUGGUCUUCUGUGUCACGCGUGGGGCUCACAUCGGUGUAGUGGCAGGCUGGGAGAAUGCACUUAACUGCGUUCUGGGUGUCACUGACGCUGUUUACUAUGAUGUUGAUUCCGUCGCAAUUGGGGAGGAAAAAGUUAGGAUUGCAAUCGAUGAAGGACACAUUGAGAUGGUGGAACCCUGGGCGUCCCCAGAAUUGUAA